This is a messenger RNA of Plutella xylostella (diamondback moth), 1528 nucleotides long. Its product is annotated as putative zinc finger protein C09F5.3. NCBI's taxonomy places the organism in Eukaryota, Metazoa, Arthropoda, Insecta, Lepidoptera, Plutellidae. The record is from RefSeq and is a predicted model, not a curated record.
CAAGUAGUAAAUGGAAUGAAAUUAUCUUUUUUCAGGUGAACUUUUCGUCAUAAAUCUGCUUCCUGAAUAUGUGAAGAAGGAGAAAGCGAAAUCUGAAAAAAUGGCAGCGAGCAAACUGAAGAGGACUCUAGAGGAAAACAACACACUGAAAACAAAGAGAACUAAACCUAAAUCACGCCGCUUAGAAGACAAGACACCCACUUCAAAACUGCAGCGAACUCUGAAGACACCCAUAAACGAACUGAAGAUGAGAGAAAACACAGUCAAACUAGCCCUCAACUCAAACAUGUGCCUAUUCAAGUCUCUACGAGUCAAAUACCAGUGUUUCUACUGCAAAGAACGGUUUUUCAAAAUCACACAGUUGAAAGAACAUAUUAGUUCAACCCACACUUGUGAUAAGGAGAAAAGUCUAAAAGUCGGCCGAGCUUCCUUUUGUAAAAACGCCGAAAUUACUGACCUUGCCUGCAACUUGUGUUCAGAGCCGUGUCAAUCAGUAGAAUCGCUACAAGACCAUUUAACAGAAAGACAUGGGAUUAAAUUCGAACCUGUAGGACACUUACUAAUACCGUUUCGUAUAGAAAAUGAGUUAAAAUGCGUGACUUGCGACGCGAAUUUCAACACAUUCGUCAGGUUACUAAUCCAUAUGAACACACAUUACACCAACCACGUGUGUGAAACGUGCGGUCGCAGUUUCAUAAACAAAGUCAGUUUGCGAGUCCAUGUGGCGAGUCUACACAAGGAGCGUAAAUGCAAAUUCUGUCCGGCAACUUUCACAACCAACUCGGCCCGAUACAAACACAUAGUUAAAAUCCACGACCAAUCGCGUCAGUCGAAAAGGUAUUGCCACAGUUGUAAUAAGACAUUUAAAUACACGUAUUUACUGGACGAGCAUAGGAUAAAAGAGCACGGAUUAGAACGGACCACAGCUUCCUGCCCUCAGUGUAAUAAGAUCUUUAUUUCGCCGAACAAUUUGAAAGUUCACAUAAGGUCCGUUCAUUUGCGUGAAAGAAACUAUCCGUGUAGUUUCUGUACAAUGAGGUUUUUUACUAAGACAGAUCAGAAAAGGCAUGAGAAGACUCACGGUAUUGCUGAGGCCGAUAUGAUAACUUGUACGUAUUGUGAUGCUAAAUUCAAGUCGAAAGACUCUUGGAGGAGGCACGUGAACAAGCAACAUCCACGGGCGUAUUGAUUUUGAGGUUAUAUGCGUUGCAAAUUCGUUUGUAGCUGGUUCUAGCUGAAAGCACAUGCUGAGUUGGGAAAGUUUUGCUAGUACACAAAUCUUCAACUGUAUGUUUCAGCACUAUUAUAUUAUUGUUAUUGUGAUGUAUAUUUCAAGAGGAAAUAAAUGAUGUGUCUAGUUGUGUAAUUAUAAUUUUAAAAAAUGCACGUGUUUAUGACACCCUGUAUAAUAUAGAGGAGAUUAGAUAUGUAUUAAACUCCAUAGCAAAGUUGUAAAGACACGGGUUAUAGACCUUAUGUAUGGGUGAAUGAAAUUAAAUAUAAUCGCGAACCUAUGUCAUUUGUUUUC